CAGUCCUGCUCCAGCACCCUGAGCGGCUGCGCCCUUACGCCAGCCGACCCGUGCUUGUGCCUGCUUAGCGUAGAAAUUGGAUUCAUUGCUCCCUGGUCUGGAGGAUGGCGACGGCUUUUAUGGAGCAAGCACUCGAGCAGGCAAAGUUUGCGCUGGAUAACCUCGAGGUCCCUGUUGGGUGUGUGAUUGUGGAGGACGGGAAAGUGAUCUCCUCUGGCAGCAACAAGACGAAUGCCACCCGAAAUGCUACCAGACAUGCUGAGAUGGAAGCUAUUGAUGUCCUGCUCCGGGAGUGGCAAAGCAUGGGUCUUGAUCAGACACAGGUUGCGGAGAAAUUUGCAGGAUGCGACCUUUAUGUCACGUGUGAGCCAUGUAUAAUGUGUGCGACAGCAUUGUCGAUAAUUGGAAUAAGAGAAGUUUACUUUGGUUGUGCCAAUGACAAAUUUGGAGGAUGUGGAUCAAUCAUGUCAUUGCACAAGGGUGAUACUUCUUCGUCAGAUGAUUUAUCAGGGAGCCAAGCCUCUAAACCAAAAGGUUUCAAAUGCACUGGAGGGAUCAUGGCUGAAGAAGCGGUAGCUCUUUUUAGGUGUUUCUACGAACAAGGAAACCCAAAUGCCCCAAGGCCUCACAGACCAGUUCGAACGCCUCAACAAUGAUUGGUUUGUUUACCUGGACUACAAUCACAACGCAAAAACCUCAGGAGUGCAGACAUACAAACUUGACUGUAAAACUAAUUUAGGAUUCAUUGUAUGCUUUAGUGUGAAGCUUGUAUGCUACUAUUUGAUAGUGUCUUUUUAGUCUGGGAGCACAGCCACAUUUCUUGAUCGCAGAUACCCUGCAUGUUUGGCAAUUUAAAAGGAUAUGUGACAGAAGAGUUUUGAGUUUGUCAGUCUCCGUAAAAUCCAGCCUUAUGCAAUUGCAGUAGAUUGUUUCCAACAUUUGUAAUCUUGAAAGAAAUAUUUUCAUUUUUUUUUGUACGAAAUACUUUUAUGAGGUACUUCUAUGCUUAAAAAUUUGAGAGAAAAAAA
Messenger RNA from Sorghum bicolor (sorghum), 1028 nucleotides. RefSeq names its product tRNA-specific adenosine deaminase 2. The record is from RefSeq and is a predicted model, not a curated record. NCBI's taxonomy places the organism in Eukaryota, Viridiplantae, Streptophyta, Magnoliopsida, Poales, Poaceae. The transcript has 7 exons. Gene Ontology annotation, molecular function: tRNA-specific adenosine-34 deaminase activity; zinc ion binding. Gene Ontology annotation, biological process: tRNA wobble adenosine to inosine editing. The coding region runs from base 105 to 656 and encodes 183 amino acids.